CCCACCUCAAAUUUCUUAUUGCUUUGGCAUUUUGAGCUCUAAUAUUAAAAUGGGUGGCGAUGAAAUAGUUCUUCUGAACGGCUGGUUCAGUCCUUUUGGAGCCAGGGUGAGAAUUGCCUUGGCAGAGAAGGGUGUCACUGAGUAUGAGCUAAAAGAAGAAGACGUGUUCAACAAGAGUCCCCUGCUGCUGGAGAGGAACCCGGUUCACAAGAAGGUCCCGGUUUUGAUCCACAACGGGCAAACCGUAUGCGAAUCACUGACAAUAGUUCAGUACAUUGAUGAAAUCUGGAAGGGAAAAUCCCCAUUGUUGCCCUCUGAUCCAUAUCAAAGAUCGGUUGCUAGAUUUUGGGCUGAUUUUGUUGACAAAAAGGUUUACGACACUAUGAAGAGGAUAACAAGAACCAAAGGGGAAGAUCAAGAGAGAGCCAAGAAAGAGCUCCUGGAGAUCUUCAAGUUGCUGGAAGGAGAGCUUGGGGACAAGCCUUAUUUCGGGGGGGACGAGUUCGGGUUGGUAGACAUUGCACUGGUGCCAUUUUACAGCAGGUUUUAUGCAGUGGAGACCUUUGGGAAAUUCAGCAUAGAAGCAGAGAGCCCAAAGCUGGUGGCUUGGGCUCAAAGGUGCAUGGAGAAAGAAAGUGUGUCCAAUUCCCUUCCAGAUUCAAAGAAGGUUUAUGAGUUUGUUUUGGAUGUCAAUAAGAAGUUAGGAAUAGAAUAGAGGAGGGGGGAUGAGAUAAAUGAACCUGAAGCUCAUUCAAUAUUUUUGCAGGUCAUAAGGCAUGUAAUAAAUGG
Molecule: messenger RNA, 789 nt
Organism: Rhododendron vialii
Lineage: Eukaryota; Viridiplantae; Streptophyta; Magnoliopsida; Ericales; Ericaceae
Product: probable glutathione S-transferase
Exons: 2
Coding region: 50-715 (221 amino acids)
Biological process (GO): glutathione metabolic process
Cellular component (GO): cytoplasm
Molecular function (GO): glutathione transferase activity
Source: RefSeq, a predicted model, not a curated record